Messenger RNA from Ananas comosus (pineapple), 1419 nucleotides. RefSeq names its product dihydroceramide fatty acyl 2-hydroxylase FAH1-like. Gene Ontology annotation, molecular function: fatty acid 2-hydroxylase activity; iron ion binding. The record is from RefSeq and is a predicted model, not a curated record. The transcript has 8 exons. NCBI's taxonomy places the organism in Eukaryota, Viridiplantae, Streptophyta, Magnoliopsida, Poales, Bromeliaceae. Gene Ontology annotation, cellular component: endoplasmic reticulum; membrane. Bases 214 to 927 code for a protein of 237 amino acids. Gene Ontology annotation, biological process: fatty acid metabolic process; lipid biosynthetic process.
UCUUCUCUCUCUCUCUCUCUCGCUCUCUCUCGUAAAUCUCUCUCUCUCUCUGUCUCUCUCUCUCCUCUUCUCCGAGGGCGAUUUGUCGCCGGAGAAGAAGCGUCGGAGGGCGAAGGAGAGCGCCAUUAGGGUUCCCAGAUCGCGAGACGUGUCUCAGGAAUAUUGAAAUAUUUAAUAAUUUCCUUUUUGUCUGGUAAUUCUGAAAGUUCAAAGAUGGUGGCCCAGGAGUUCACCGUGGAUUUGGAUAAGCCUCUUGUUUUUCAGGUUGGCCAUCUUGGAGAGCAGUACCAGGAAUGGGUUCACCAGCCUAUUGUUAGCAAGGAAGGCCCACGUUUCUUUGCCAAUAACAUUCUGGAGUUUUUAACACGCACUAAAUGGUUUGCGGUUCCGCUCAUAUGGCUGCCGGUUGUCUGCUGGUGCUUGACCAUGUCAAUUCAAAUGGGCCAUACACUUCGUGAAGUGGGUCUCAUGAUGGUUUUUGGAAUAUUUAUAUGGACACUGAUUGAGUAUACUUUGCACCGGUUCCUUUUCCACAUCAAGACCAAAAGCUACUGGGCAAACACAUGCCAUUAUCUUCUUCAUGGAUGCCAUCAUAAGCAUCCAAUGGACGGACUUCGUCUUGUUUUCCCUCCGGCCGCAACGGCCAUUUUGUGUGUGCCGUUCUGGAACCUGGUUAGGCUCAUAUCAACCCCCUCCACCACUCCCGCCUUAUUUGGUGGUGGCCUAUUGGGUUAUGUGAUGUACGAUUGCACUCACUACUACCUCCAUCACGGCCAACCCACUUCCGACCCAGCGAAAAACCUCAAGAGGUAUCAUCUGAACCACCACUUCAGAAUUCAAAACAAGGGCUUUGGAAUUACGUCUUCGCUUUGGGACGUCGUGUUUGGGACGUUGCCUCCAUCGAAGAUGGCAGGGAAAAGCAGUUGAUGUCUGCAUUACAGAUUUAAGGAGAUUGUAAUCUAUCAAGAGUCGCAGAUUUUCCCUAGGUUAUGGCUGGUUAUUUUUUUAAUGGAUCUUGUAAAUGCCUAGUUCCUGAUGCUGCAGUUUUCGCCCCGAUUUCAUCGGUCACUCGUGUUCUUGAGCAUCACCUUGCAAUGGAAAUCAACUCUUUUAUGAAUCGGGCCAUAGUAGAUCUCUUGGCAUUUCAUGGAUGAAUUGGACCACUUCGAUUGUUUUUUUUUUUAGUUUCCUUGUACAAAAUUUCAUGUUAUAGUUUUGCUAUUGGGUGCGAAAGCAAAUUAUUUGAAGGGUCUGGUCGUUUUGACGGCUUAUUUUUUUGGAUAUUGGUUCUGUUCGAUGAACAUUUUAUUUACUAUUUAAUCACUGCAGCAAUAUUUUUCUCUUUAAUGAAUUGCUAUUUUAAGUAAUGCUAUGGGAGAAGUGCUAUGCUAAAAUCCUCCCAUCAGCUUUUCCAUGUAA